Messenger RNA from Ficedula albicollis (Collared flycatcher), 1796 nucleotides. RefSeq names its product follistatin like 3 (gene FSTL3). Gene Ontology annotation, biological process: regulation of BMP signaling pathway; negative regulation of activin receptor signaling pathway; cell differentiation. Gene Ontology annotation, molecular function: protein binding; activin binding. The coding region runs from base 191 to 1387 and encodes 398 amino acids. The record is from RefSeq and is a predicted model, not a curated record. NCBI's taxonomy places the organism in Eukaryota, Metazoa, Chordata, Aves, Passeriformes, Muscicapidae. The transcript has 4 exons.
CGCUGGUGGGUCACGGAACAAACAGGCUUUUGAGUCAGAGGGAUCGGGUGCCGCGGGUCUGGCCCGGACCCAAGGGCUGGGGCAAGUGCCCUGUGCUCCAGCAGCUGGCUCAGAUGCUCCUUGCAGAGGCUGUGGGUGUCAGGCUCCCGUGUCAGGGAACAGUUCCAUCCCUCUGUGGGGCCACUGGCAUAUGCCAGGAGAUCCAGCACUCGCAGCAGCCACCCACUGGCCCCACUCUGUCUGCUGCUCUGGGCUGGGACCCCUCUCUGUGGGGCCAGGCAGGAACUGGGCAGAGAUGCAGGCAGGCAGGAUAGGGCAAGGGAGAGGCAAGCUACAAGCUGAGAUCCUGGCUGGCAGGCUGGGCAUCUCCCAGAGCAUCACAGGGAGUGCUGGGAUAACUGAUCCAUCCCUGUGGUCCAAGUGCUGCAUUUGGAGCAUGUUGGCAGAAAAGGGCUGGCAGCAGCGUUGGGGUGGCCAUGAGGGCACUGAGUUGCCACGCCAGGGACCUUUGGGGAUGCCUGCCCUGGGACGACUAUUGUUCCACAGAAGCCAGCACAGAGCAUCUGUAGGUUCCCCGACUUGCCCCAGCACUGGAGUGAUCCAGUGCCUCUGCCCCAAGGCGGUCCAGGCACAGCCAGAAUCUCACUGCCCUUCACAGGGGUCCUGGCACAGCAGGGAUCCCUCACCCUCUGCCCUUUCCACAGGUGGAAUCUGCUGGCUGCAACAGGGGAAGGAGGCUAAGUGCACCAUGAUCCUGAAGACAGGCGUGACGUGGGAGGAAUGCUGUGCCAACGGCAACGUGGACGUGGCCUGGUCUAACUACACCUACCCAGGCAACAAGAUCAGCUUGCUGGGCUUCCUGGGGCUGGUGACCUGCCACCCCUGCAAAGAGAGCUGCGAGGGCGUGGUGUGCGGCCCCGACAAGGUCUGCAAGAUGAAGCACGGGCGUCCCCAGUGUGCCUGUGCCCCCGACUGCUCCAGCCUGCCCCGCAAGCUGCAGGUCUGCGGCUCCGAUGGCUACACCUACCGGGACGAGUGUGACCUGCUGACAGCCAAGUGCAGAGACCACCCCGACCUCGAAGUGAUGUACCAGGGCAAAUGCAAAAAGUCCUGCUCCAGCGUGGUGUGUCCUGGCACCCACACCUGCGUGGUGGACCAGACAGGCAGCGCCCACUGCGUGAUGUGCCGGACGGCCCCCUGCCCUGAGCCCACCAGCCUGGACCAUGCCCUCUGCGGCAACAACAACGUCACCUACCCCUCGGCGUGCCACCUGCGGCGAGCCACCUGCCACCGCGGCCGCUCCAUCGGCGUGCGCCACUACGGGAGCUGCUCAGCUGCGGCCAAAUUCUCCUCAGAGACGGACAGCGUGGAGGAGAACUACGUGUGAAUCGUCCCUCGGCCGAGCCGGAGCUGGGAGACAGGGGCAUUAUGUGUAUAUUGUACAAACCAUAUACCUGAUAUUUAUUAAGAUAAAAAGAUCCUUAUUUAUCCCUGUGUAUGUUAAGCAGUCGCAGGGGGCUCGAUUCCCAUCCUGCCGGCCAGGGGCUCGUUGGAUGCUCUGGUACCCACCUGGUGUCCGGCAGAGUGGCUGGUGCCCUUCCCCGCUGUCAGUGCGGUGUGGAGGGGUGUCCGUGGGCCCCCCCACACGUGUCCUUGGCCAGCAGCCCUGGGCCUAUUUAUUUUUGGAUUAAUUCUCGGUACUCUGCUGACGUUUCUGGCCAGGACCUCGAGGUCCAGAGGGAAUCUGCGCUUUAGCCUUCCCUGAGGGGCUCGGCCCCAGCUGCCAGUGGCAGGAA